AUGAAACCUAUCGUGGAUAUGAAGUUCUUUCCUGGGCAUCUGGGCCUCAUUGAGGUGCUCACACUCUGUUCUCGGUUAAUGACCCUAUGGCAACUGCUUCAUAGUUAUUCCUCAGCACCUAUUCCCCCACAUAAAGUGAAUCCUCAUGGGACGUCGCCCAGGCUGGAGACAGACGAGGCUUGUGGGAUGCACCUGGCUGAUCACGCUGAGCCCAAUUGUCCAGAACUUCAAAAGAAUUUAAACAUCAACUUUCAUUUUCAGAUUCCCAUGAUGGGCAAAUUCUGUGUUGGUGGAAUCCAGUUAUAUGUGAACUCCCCCAUCCCAGACCUUGUUGUUUUAGAGAACAAUGACUUAAAUUUUACAAAGUCAUUUCAGCAUCAAAGAGUCCAUACCAGGGAGAAACCUUAUGAGUAUAGGGUUGAAAAAGCCUUCAGUCAUACAUCAUGCCUUAGAUAUUACAAGUGAAUUCAUACUGUAGAAAAACUUUAUCCUUGUAAUAAAUGCAGGAAAGAUUUUAGCUGUAUUUCAGCCCUUUUUCAGCAUCACAGAAUUUAUACUAGAAAGAAACCCUAUUAGUGUACUGAGUGUGGGAAAACCUUCAGUUGCAGCAGCACACAUCUCAUUGAACAUCAGGGGAUGCAUUCUGGAGAGAAAUCUUUCCAGUGUAAAGAAUGCAGAAAAGUUUAUCACAAUAUGUAAUUAACUGGACAUCAAAGAAUUCAUAUAGGAGAGAUACUUUAUGAAUGUAAUGAGUGUGGAAAAGCUUUCAGCCAUUUGUCAGCCUUCAUUUGUCACCAAAAUCAUACUGAAGAGAAACUCUAUGAGUGUAAUGAAUGUGGAAAAGCCUUCAACCAGAGUACACAUCUCACUGAACACCUAAGAAUGCACAUUGGAGAGAAACCCUAUGUUCAUAAAGAAUGUGGAAAAACCUUCAGCUGAAGUAUACAACUUACUGAACAUCUGAAAAUUCAUUCUUGUGAAAAACUCUCAUGUAAUAAAUGUCCAAAAUGGUUUUGCUAUAGAACAUCACUAAUUGAGCAUCAAAUGGCUCAUGCAGGAGAAAAACCCUGCCAAUGUGAUGAAUGUGGGAAAUCCUUCAGUUUAAGCUCAGCCCUCACAAAUAAAUGUACACAUAGAGGGAAGAAAUCCUAUCAAUGCAGUAAAUGUGGUGAUGUUUUAUGUCAUAAUACAUCUUUAAUCUGACAUCAGAUAACUCAUUUCAGAAACACAGCCUUGUCAGAGUAA
This is a messenger RNA of Chinchilla lanigera (long-tailed chinchilla), 1245 nucleotides long. RefSeq names its product zinc finger protein 883 (gene Znf883). Lineage: Eukaryota; Metazoa; Chordata; Mammalia; Rodentia; Chinchillidae. Gene Ontology annotation, biological process: negative regulation of transcription by RNA polymerase II. The record is from RefSeq and is a predicted model, not a curated record. Gene Ontology annotation, molecular function: DNA-binding transcription repressor activity, RNA polymerase II-specific.